GAGAGACAUUUGUCUCUGCACCUCGAGACUCUCUUUUCGUCUUCUUUCUCUGACGCGCUUUCUCCGGGCCGUCGAAGAUUCCUUCUUGGAUCAAAGAGAGAAUCUCUGUGAGAGAUACAGAGGAAGCCAAAUCCUUUGAUCUCGAAAACAGAGAAUUCUCUUCUAGAGAGAUGCAAACCAUCUCGAAAGCUUCAUCUGCUACCUCCUUCUUCCGAUGUUCUAGGAAGCUAACAAGUCAGCCAUGUGUGAGGCAGCUUCACAUCCGAAAGGGUCUUGUCAGUAGAGUCAUGAAGCUUGUCUCUUCGCCUCUCCGCGGUGCUGGCAAAUCUAUUCGAGUCUCCAGUUUCUGCAGUGUCUCCUCCAGUAUCUCCUCAUUGCAGAUUGAGAUGGUGCCUUGUCUUAAAGACAACUAUGCCUACAUUUUGCAUGACGAGGAUACUGGUACUGUUGGGGUCGUUGACCCUUCUGAAGCUGAACCUGUGAUUGAUUCUUUGCAGAGGAGUGGUAGGAACCUAACGUAUAUAUUGAAUACACAUCAUCAUUAUGAUCAUACUGGUGGCAACUUGGAAUUGAAAGACAGGUACGGUGCAAAGGUGAUUGGCUCAGCUUUAGAUAGAGACCGGAUACCUGGGGUUGAUAUAGCCUUGAAGGAUGGUGACAAGUGGAUGUUUGCUGGUCAUGAAGUCCAUGUUAUGGAUACUCCUGGCCACACAAAAGGCCAUAUCAGCUUAUACUUUCCAGGAUCACGAGCUAUCUUCUCUGGGGACACCUUGUUUAGCUUAUCUUGUGGUAAACUCUUUGAAGGCACCCCUAAGCAGAUGCUUGCUUCUCUCAAAAAAAUCAUUUCUUUACCAGAUGACACAAGCAUAUACUGUGGUCAUGAAUACACACUGAGUAAUUCCAAGUUUGCAUUGUCUAUAGAGCCAAACAACGAAGUACUUCGGUCUUAUGCAGCUCAUGUUGCAGAGCUCCGUAAAAAGAAAUUGCCUACGAUUCCGACAACACUGAAGAUGGAGAAAGCUUGUAACCCAUUCCUCCGCAGUUCGAAUACAGAUAUUCGUCAGGCUUUAGGUAUUUCAGAGACUGCAGAUGAAGCAGAAGCUUUGGCUAUUAUCCGAGAAGCAAAGGAUAAUUUCAAAGUUUAGGCUUUUUCUUCUGAGGCAAUUCUUUGGUUUCAACAAGAAAACAAGAACAAAGACACAGAGAGAAAGAAAAAUGUUUACUUUGAUUGACGAUUUUUCAUCAACACUGGAAUUAGGUUUUGGUUGACGAUUUUUCUCGAGAAUAUUUACCCUUUCAUGUUUCUUGUUUUUGAGAUUUUCAUGCGAAUUAUGAAACAAAUUAAAUGUUCUA
This is a messenger RNA of Brassica oleracea var. oleracea, 1353 nucleotides long. RefSeq names its product hydroxyacylglutathione hydrolase 2, mitochondrial-like. The record is from RefSeq and is a predicted model, not a curated record. Lineage: Eukaryota; Viridiplantae; Streptophyta; Magnoliopsida; Brassicales; Brassicaceae. The transcript has 8 exons. Gene Ontology annotation, molecular function: hydroxyacylglutathione hydrolase activity. Bases 171 to 1145 code for a protein of 324 amino acids.